Anarrhichthys ocellatus (wolf-eel) is the source of this 8004-nucleotide messenger RNA. It is a transcript of the gene dlgap1b, whose product is annotated as discs, large (Drosophila) homolog-associated protein 1b. The record is from RefSeq and is a predicted model, not a curated record. NCBI's taxonomy places the organism in Eukaryota, Metazoa, Chordata, Actinopteri, Perciformes, Anarhichadidae. The transcript is spliced from 12 exons. Gene Ontology annotation, biological process: signaling. Gene Ontology annotation, cellular component: postsynaptic specialization; glutamatergic synapse. Bases 318 to 3380 code for a protein of 1020 amino acids. Gene Ontology annotation, molecular function: molecular adaptor activity.
ACGGAGCGAUACAGGAAGACACCACAGUGCAUGGGACCUUACCAUCCAAGUGACGUCCUAUAUGAUAAAUCCCGACUUGUUACAUUAUCAAGGCAAAGAAGCAAUUUCAACGAAAUUCAGAGGAUUACUCCUGAGGCGGUUGUCGGAGGAGCUGUGUUGACAAGGUGGCGAAAUGUGCUCGCACGGAGGACGAGCAGCCUGGAAUUAAGCACAGGAGAGAAAAGAUGCCGAAGAUGAGACAAUAAAGAAGAUCUGGUUUUGGGGCCUGUGCAGACUUCCCACGGCAGCAGCUGGAUGUGUAUGUCGACUCGGCCGCGAUGACGAUGAAAGGCCUGUCCAGCAGCCGUAGUCACCACCACACGGUGACCUGCGACCCCUCUUACGACUCCAUGACCCUGGGGCACUCGGAUCGUCGGUCCUACUUCCUCAACCCUGGGGAGGCUCAUCCUACUGACCACCCCUGCUACACCCAGCGCAACUCCUUCCAGUCUGAGUGCAGUGCGUACCCUGACCUGGCCAGCUGCACCUUCCCUCGCAGACAUUACAGCUCUCACCAUGAGCUGAAGGAGGCGUGUGGCGCUGUGGUGCCUUAUACAGGGCCAACAGGGAGCAUUAAGGGAAGCGGAGGAAGUGGUGGAAACAACAACCGCAUCCCUUCUAACCUGCUAGAGCAGUUUGAGCACCAGGCUCCGGUACAGCGUGAAGGCUACCACACACUGCAGUACAAGCGCACUGCAGUGGAACACCAACGAAGUGACAGCCCUGGUCGAAUACGCCACCUUGUGCACUCUGUCCAGAAGCUUUUCACCAAGUCCCACUCCCUGGAGGGGCCCUCAGGGUCUGGUGGUGGAGGGAGUGGGAGGAUGAACGGCAGCAAAUCCAGUCCUGAUGACCCACCCUCUUCUUCUGGCACCCUGAAGCACAGUAAGCGCAGUAAGAGCAAAGACCGCUCCAAAUCAGAGCCUAAGAUGCGCACUGCCAUCUCGGGCUACUGGAGCUCAGACGACACGCUCGACCGAGAGAUGUGCCUCUACCACCAUCACCACGGGGGAAGCAGUGGCCUGCCUACAGGGGUCAUGACCAUGGGGCGCCACCCGGAAAAAUCUCAGUCGCAUUACUUCAUGGAGUCCUACAACACCAUCAGCGCCCACUCUCUCAAGACGUCACGCAGCAACAACGAUGUGAAGUGCUCGACGUGCUCUGGGGGCAACAGCGGAGGUAUGCCACUGGUGGGAGCCCUGGACGGACAAGUGCAGCUGAAGAAGAGCUCAUGGUCUUCUACUCUGACGGUGAGCAGAGCGAGAGAGGUCUACCAGAAGGCCUCAGUCAACCUAGAUAAAGCGCUAGUGAAAGCCGAGCAGGGGCGCACCUGCCACUUCCUACAGGUGCCUCAGGAUGACUGGAGCAGUUUCUCUCCGCUGGGGAAGGACGACGAGAUCCCAUGCCGGCGGAUGCGCAGUGGCAGCUACAUCAAGGCCAUGGCAGAAGAAGACAGCGGUGAUUCGGACUGCAGCCCCAAACCCUCGCCCAAGGUCCAGGCACGACGAGCCAGCUACCUGAAGGCCACACAGCCAUCCCUCACAGAGAUGACCACACUCCAGAUUUCCACAGAGCACUCGCCCAAGCUACAGAUCCGGAGUCACAGCUACCUGCGGGCGGUGAGUGAGGUUUCCAUCAAUAGGAGUCUGGACAGCUUGGACCCGGCAGGGCUGCUGGCCUCGCCUAAAUUCCGCUCACGAAACGAGAGCUACAUGAGAGCCAUGAGCACCAUCAGCCAGGUGAGUGAGGUGGAGGUGAACGGGCAGAUCGAGGCCGUGUGUGAGUCGGUGUUCAGUGAAAUGGAGUCGCAGGCGGUGGAUGCCCUGGACCUGCCCAUGCCCAACUGCUUCCGCAUGCGGAGCCACAGCUACGUGCGUGCCAUAGAGAAAGGUUGCUCGCAGGAAGAGGAGGAGGGAGGCGUCACGGUGGGCAUCAGGAGGACCAACUCACCCCCGUGUACCACCACCACCGUCAGAACCAUCCAGAGCAGCACAGUGUCAUCAUGCAUCACCACCUACAAGAAGACGCCUCCCCCGGUCCCACCGCGGACCACCCCGUCCAAACCCUUCAUAUCCAUCACAGCACAGAGCAGCACCGAGUCCGCUCAGGACGCCUACAUGGACGGGGGCUCCGGCACGCGGACUGGCAUCAGCUCCCAGCCGGGCCUGUCCAACUCCACGGAGAGCAUCGACAGCAUGAAGGCCCUGACAGCAGCCAUAGAGGCGGCUAACGCUCAGGUGCACGGCCCAGCCAGCCAGCACGUGACCAACAGCACAAUCACCAUCACUGCCACCGCCACCACCUCUGCUGUCGCGCACGUCUCCACAGACAGCAAGGCACAGAGGGAAGUGCUCCGCAAGUGCCUCUCCAUAGGGAUCCAGGUGGACCCAGAGGAAGAAGAGCCGACGGAGGAGCAGUCUAAAUUCCAAUCGAUAGGAAUUCAGGUGGAGGAUGAGCGAUGUUACCGCAGGAUGACCCGCUCUAACAGCGUAACCACAGCGGUGCAGGCUGACCUCGACGCCCCCACAGACGCCCCAGAGCUGCCGCCUCGUCACUGUGCCACCAUGCCACGCCAGCUUUCCCGCGAUGCUGCCUCGUCCACCGUCAGCAUCCAGGGCUCGGGGAACCACUACCACGCUUGUGCCGCUGACGACUUCGGGGAGGUGGGGUUCGACCCUUCAAUCCUGCCCCCUCCAGACCCAUGGAUGGACAGCGUGGCAGAGCCAGAGGAGGAGGCUCUGGAGGCUGUCGGCCGGUCGGUGUGCCCCCGUGACGGCCGCUGGUUCCUCAAGUUGCUGCAGGCUGAGACGGAGCGUAUGGAGGGCUGGUGUCGACAGAUGGAGCAGGACGAGAUGGAGAAUGAGCUGCCUGAUGAGAUCCAGGGGAAGAUCCGCAGUGCAGUGGGGAGUGCCCUGCUGCUGAUGUCCCAGAAGUUCCAGCAGUUCCGGGAGCUGUGUGAAGAGAAUCUGAACCCAAAUGCACACCCACGGCCCAUCUCCCAGGACCUGGCAGGUUACUGGGACAUGCUCCAGCUGUCUAUUGAGAACAUUAGCCUGAAGUUUGAUGAACUCCACCAACUCAAAGCCAACAACUGGAAACCUCUGACCCCACCACAAAUGCAGGAGAGAAGGAUGCCCCCUCCUGUGCCAAAGAAGCCCCUGAAGGGCCACCACCCUCCCCUGGCUAGGGACCGCUCGCUGGAGAGCUCUGAGCGCCAGCGUCUGGAGGCUCGCAAGCGCCUGCUAGCUGCCAAACGUGCCGCGUCUGUUCGGCAGAGCUCUGCUACCGAGAGCGCAGACAGUAUUGAGAUCUAUAUCCCAGAGGCUCAGACCAGACUAUGAGACACACAGAUGCAUGUACCCACACACAUGCCCGAUACACUGUUCCAUAUACACUGAAGCACUGAAUGGUAAGGCUAGGGUGCUAAAAUAACAAACACAUUUUUUUGCGGACUUCCCAGAUCACUGUGGAAUUAGUCACAAUGGAAGAAGAACAAGAAAUGUACAUUUACAGCAUUUAUUUAUUUAUUUAUCAACCCCCUCCUCCUUCAUUUCCUUCUCCCAGCUUUGAUGUAGCAGUCCCUCCUCACUUACAAAGAUGUAUCUUAUCCCUUUUUUAAGUGGCCUAAUAUUACAAAGUAAGCCAGGUGUAGCACAGCAGUGAUGCUUCACAUUAUUAUGUUUCAAGUGCUGAAAAUCAGAGGUAAACAGGGAAGGAGCAUACAUGUUCAUGUGGACUGUGUGUGUGUGUCUGUGUAUGUAUGUACAUGCAAACACAUACGAGUGAUGUAUUUUAUCUGCUCCGAUCAAAUGUAUCAAAUCAAAUUGAAAGACCAGACCUGACCUAUUGACCCAUAUUUAAGAUGUAUUAUUUAUGCUUAUUUUGUUUUUGAUAUUCGUAUAAAAAGACCAUGAUCUGAGUUUUGAUAUAUUUAAUGAGGCCAAACAUUAUGAAAGGAAAUAAUGGUGAAAAGACCAGACAAGAAAGCUAUGGUGUCCAGUUAGUGACACAAUUCGCCCUCUGUCUGAAAAUGGGUCUUUCCAGCAGCAAGAGGUCGAUCCCCUUAAGAAAGGUCAGAUUUUGCUCCUCCAGGUGAGGCAAAGUGGCCAUUGAGCCAGGAGCAGGUCCUGUGGUUCUGCAAAGACUGCAAUUCACUGAAAGAACCACUGUUUGAAUAAUGCCACAAAGCUAAUCUAUGUGUGAGUGAGAGAAAGAGAGUGUGUGUGUGUGUGUGUGUGUGGUAUGAUUCAGAUGUUCAUUUCAAAAGUGCUUCCUAUUUUUCUAGGUCUAAUGGGUCCUAGUUGUAAUUGAAGAUGAAGGUAGCAGUAUCAACGAACUGUAAACAAACCACCCAUCUUGUCUCAUUCUAAAGUUUGUAUGAAGAACAUACAGUAUAAUGACAUGACAUGCAUGCUGAUAUUUUUGUCUUUUUUAAAACAGGUUUAAUCCUUUCUCAUGUUGCGUUCAAACUCUUCAGUGUUACAGGCAUUGCUAAAAAUACUGAUAUUUGGUACAAUACCGGUAGUUGUACUGUAUUUUAUGACGUCAUUUUUAGACAAGAGGUUUAUUGACAGUAUUGGGACAAAAGGACUGAAAAGGGGAAUAUUUCCUCCUCACUGUGUGUGCACUAUCUCUGCCUCCAGAUGAAGCAAUUCUUUGAAGGCCAUACAAAAUAGAUCCAAUUUAUAAUAUUUUGUAUUCAUGUUUAAUUUAUUGAUUAGGAGAACAAUGACUGUUUAUUGACAUUGUGAUUAUCAUUAUGCACUGACAACAAGGCCCUUAUACUGUGUUUAUUUUUUAUUUAUGUUGAUUCUUUAGCAUGACAGGCACCUUUUUGUCUUUUCUGUUUCAGUGAUCAGCCUUAAUUUCUAAUAUGAUAGUCGAGCACAACAGCGGUCUCAGGGGAAGGUGUGUGUGUGUCUGAGAGUGUGACUGACUUAAUGUGACCCAUGGCGUUGUCUCUUACUGUAUGUAAAACCCCACUCACCAGGAUAGGCCAUGAUGGUAAACAGGGGAUUAGUAUCCAUGCCGUCUUUUGAAUGAUGCUCCUAUUGAACAUCCCGGCCCUAAUUACUUCAAUGUAACAGGGUGUCAGCUGCUUGAAUGUGGAGACAAUCCUGCGCCAGUUUUACCAUCACAUACUUGUUUUGAUAACAGAAUAGCAGGACAUUGGGUUGUAGUUUAAUUCUCUGUAUUGAUCUGACUGAGUUUUGUGCCAUUGGAUAACUAUAGGUAUGGGCAUAUUUCUGCUAUUUGUCCCAGUCCCAAACGGCUACCUGACUUUUCAUUUAGAGACGUUUGUGAAGGAACUCAAGUGAUGAAGUAACCGUAAAGUAUGAUUUGUAUUUCCUUUAGUUGGCUAAAUAUGAAGUUAAGAGAGGAUGCAUACAAAUAAUAAUAGUUCAAACUUAUUGCCAUUUCAUUUAGAUGAAGGUUAUUUUAGUAUUUUUUACUUUGGAACUUGUAUUUCAAUUGAAUUGUCUGUCAAAUGAUUGACUACUUAUUUAUGUUUAUGAUAUUAACAUAUCAAUAUAAUGCUCCUGGUAUAGCAGGGAGAUAGAAACCAGAAUGUUGGAUUGUGGUUAAUCGCUAAACUCUAAAGACACUCCAGCAAUCCUGGCACUUCUGAAGCUUGUGAUGUAGUUCAGAGAAAAACAUUCAAAUCAACAUUUGUACAUACAUGAAUGUUUCCCUAUGUAAAUGUAAACAACCCCCCCCCCCCCCCAAUCAAAUAACCUAUUAAGCAAAUAUACAUUUUGUAAUUAAUGUUAUUACACUGUUGAUGUUAUGGCACGUGUAUGAGCUCUUAUCAGCAUUAAAAAAUAUAUCAUUGCCAUCAUUUUGUCGUGUACACUUCUUUUGCUGUCUCCACAUGUGUUUUCAAUUGGAAGAUAAUUAAACAAAUUACAAGGCCAGCAUGGUGUGCUUUUAGGGCAAUCCCCUUCCGCAGGGGCGGGUCCCCAUAAUUAGACAGCAUUUUUGGCCUUGGCUUAGCCCUGACGCUCCUGUGCAUGCAGCUUCUGGUGAUUCGUCAUUCAUACAUCAGUCAUGCUGAUGGGAGGCAUGCUGACCUCAGUGGCCAGAGUUCAGGAGAGGGGAGGGGGUGACAGAGGGGGUUGCGGAAAUGUGUGUCGUCUUUGUAUAAAGCCUGGCUCAGGGUCAGUCUACCUCUCAGAGGGCCCACCAUGGUGGGCUACAACUUCCCACUGUGGGCCUGGAGGUCCGUUUAAAACCGUAUAAGUGGUUACAUCCCCAAGUUCGGACCCAACCUCCACCACAAGAACCGUCAUUUCUGACAGGCAAUGUCUGACAAAAAGGGAAAAAAUAUCUAAAUGCAUUCUGAAAAUUUGCUGACAUUUGAUGAAUCACUCCAGCGACUAGCCUAAUAAAUGUUUUUUAAAUAUACUACUUUGAUAUUGCCUUUUAGAUACUAUAGCUUUCUGAUUAGCAAGGAUAGGGUUCUGAUUGUUCCUGGGGUCUUAAUGAAACCAAAAAAACAACCUCGGCAAAUGUUUAUAUUGUUUCAAGAAUAAUAAAGACAACAAAUCCUAUUCAGGCCAAUCGAGCAGCUUUAGCAGGACCAGGAGGGAACAGCUGUCCUCCUCGCCUGGAACGAGCCAGCGCACUCAGUUGUAAGCUGACUUACAUCGACUCUAUUGAGAUGCAGGCACACAUAAAGCCCCUUUGGCAAGAAACUGUUGACGUCUGCCAUUUGCUUGUGUUAAUUUAUGCAGGAUUAUGCUAAUUGGCAAGAGCUGUUGUAAACCUCUCACACACAGGAAUGUCUCUGAAAGCCUAACGGUAGCCUGUGGAAAGACAUAAACACUAUACUAUUUCUGCUCCUUUUAUUUACAGAGCAUUCUGACUUAAUACGCUCUCCGUAUCCUUAAAGGAUGAAUCUGUAAUCUCCACAAAGUUCAGUAGGAUUUACAAGAACAAGAAACCUGUAUGACUGUGCGUGAUCCGAGUGAUCCGGGGGGGGGGGAUACCAAAUGAUCAAAUCUGAGAUGUAGAAAAACAAAACUUUAUUUGAAUCCCAUGUGACCCCUAUUUGCCACAAACAUUGCACAGUAUGAAAAGAAAUCACAUCAUUGGGCAUCAUGUCACAUUAACUAUACACAUGGUCCUAUUAUACAUGAAAAUGCGUUUUUUUGGUGAUUUCAAAAUUGCUGUCUUAGUCAGGUUGUAAAACAGCAAAUGUAGAAAAGACAUCUGUAGUGUUUAAUUUUCCAGUCCACUGGCCGUCGUUUUUCGCUGAGUAAUGGGAUGAAGGCUCAGACUAAGAACCUGCUACAUUGGUCAUCUGAAAUAUCCCUUAGUGGGGAAAAACAAAACAAAACAAAAGCAUAGGGUUUUUCUUUUAAAAUGGCUAAAAGUAAAUUACAAAAUCAAAACUAUGCUUAUACUCAUGAAAAUACAUAACAAUUACUACAGUAGUGAAGAAGUUUGUCAUAGAUGCUAAGAGCAAAGUAUGUUUAAGACACUGAGAUGACCUUCCUCUGCCUUUUAGUGUGCAAACAAACAUGGCAGACUAAUCAUGAGCUGAUCUCUGAAAUGUAAAAGAGUAAACGUGUGUGGACAUGUGACCGAUCUGUGUGAUCGGUCUGUGAAGGAGGGCUGAUUCUAGCUCAUUCUCCGUUCUCUAAAAUGAUAUACAUUAUAAUGGAAAAGACAUAAGACAGGCAGCAUUUCUCCGAUAACAUUUUUGGUCCCUGUGUGCAAAUAAGAUACACAUGUAGUUACAUAUGCAUGUAUGUGAAAUGAAUAAACAACUUACAGCCAAGGCACCUCGAUACAGUUUGUUUUUUUUCAAUAAAAAAACGUCCUCAUCAAUUUGAUUGGUAUACCAAAAAUAGAAAUGAUCAGGCUUUCAUGUGGAUUUGUUCUCUGUUGCGUGCAGACAAGUCACUGAACUCUGACGAGUUCCACAGUCGAGACACAAAGUCAGUCUCUAAUCUCUCCUCU